GUCAAAUUUUUUUGAACCGAACGGCGGUUAAAAACAAACGGCAGCAGCGAGUCCUGAUUUGAUGAAAAGGAAAUAAGAAAGAGUAAUGUCGAGUAUUGGAAGCCCUCACACAGUGAGGUGUGAGCGAGCUCCACUGCGUGAUGUACAGAAUGAAAGAUCAGCGCUGCAGCAGACUCCACGCACUGCUAAAGUGUGUGAGGGUCACUCUGAUCAGAAGGAGAAUCUCUCCGAGCCAUCCUUCAUCACAGACUCUGAUCCACAUCUGUGCAGGAGCCACACAAACACAUCUGGAAAGAACAUCACGUUCAGAUCCUUCACAUGUGCAGGAGGAGAGGUGGGGAUUUCAGACAGAGCUGAUCUCUCAGACCAGUCUGUUCUAAUCCCACACGCUGUGAGUAACACCACCACCAUGACACACAAGGAUCAUCCGUACCGCGCACACACCGCUGACGGGAAGCAGGAGGAGCACGUCGCCUCUGAGUCUCUGAGCCACACACGCUCCUCAGACGUCACCUUCAUGUCCUUCACCUGUCCUGGAGGAGAAGUCGAGCUUGCAGGCGAUGAAUCAGUCGUACAUGACGAAUCGAUGGUCACUGAAGAUCCAGCUUCAGAGAAUCCCGCUCAGAGUUUUGAAGAUGAGGUCUCUGAGCACACCGAGCUUCCCAGCCAACAUUUUGAUCAUCUGUACUGUGACACUCAAACAUCUGAGCUGAGAUCUGAGAAAAUGGAGGAGGAGCAGGAGGAGGGUGGGGCUGUAAACCAUGCGUUCAGGUCCAUCUCAAUAAACACUCCAGACAUCACCUUUAAAUCCUUCACCUGUCCUGGAGAAGAAGUUGGAAUCGCAGAAGAAUCACUUCUACAAUGUGAUUCACUUGUGAAGAAUGAAUCACUCAUUGCUGAUGAUUCAGAGCUGCAGAAUCUCCAAAGUGAGACCUGUGAUGAGCACACCGAGCUUCCCAGCCGCCAUCUGGAUCAUCCGUACUGUAACACUCAAACGUCUGAGCUGAGAUCUGAGGAAAUGGAGGAGGAAGAUGGUGAGGAGGAUGGUGAUGGUUCUGUAAUUCCUCCAUCCAUCUCCAAAAACGCUACAGACGUCACCUUUAAAUCCUUCGCCUGUCCUGGAGGAGAAGUUGAGAUCGCAGGCGAUGAAUCGAUCGUGCAUGAUGAAUCAGUUGUCGCUGAAGAUCCAAAUUUGGAGAAUCCAACUCACAGUUUUGAAGAUGAGGUCUCUGAGCACACUGAACUUCCCAGCCGCCAUCUGGAUCAUCCGUACUGUAACACUCAAACGUCUGAGCAGAGAUCUGGGGAAAUGGUGGAGGAGGAUGGUGGUGGUUCUGUAAUUCCUCCAUCCAUCUCCAUCUCCAAAAACACUACAGACGUCACCUUUAAAUCCUUCACCUGUCCUGGAGGAGAAGUUGAAAUCACAGAAGAAUCACUUCUGCAGUGUGACUCACUCAUGAAAAAUGAAUCACUUGUGCAGGAUGAAUCACUCGUUCCUAAAGAUUCAGAGCUGCAGAAUCUCCAAAGUGAGGACUGUGAUGAGCACACCGAGCUUCCCAGCCGCCAUCUGGAUCAUCCGUACUGUAGCGAUGGAAUAGAAUCGUCUACUUGUAAAGGAAAAGGUUCCGUCACGUCCUCCUCUAUGUUGGAUACGAACAGUCCUGAAGGAGUCAGGACUAUAAACGACUCUUCUAGUGCUCUAAACGGCUCUGCUGCAGCGGACAGGCGAGAUGACGUCACGUUUCACUUCUCUGGUGCUGAAGUGGAGCUUGAGAACAUGUACAAAACGUUUGACACGCCCAUGCUCAUGAACAAUUUAAUCAUCUACCAUCAGGCCAGGUCCUCACCCAGCACGGAGUUAAGCGAACAUGGUGGAGAAAGUGUUCUCAUUAGUGAAAAAGAUGGCCGUGUUUAUUGUCACGUUGUGAAAACUGAUCCACGGGUGAGUGUUUCUGAAAACGACACUCACCUCAGGGUACAGAUUUCCAGUUCUGGGGUUUGGGAAAGCUCAGGAAGUGCAGUCCGGUAUGAAGGAUCCCAAAAUAUGAAGUCUGAAAUGAUGGUUCCUGAAGGUUCUUCAGACACCACGGAGGUACCAAAUGUAAAAUCUGUCCAGCAGCAAGAUCUCGACCAGGAAGUGUGCGCUAAUCUCGAAGAAAAUGUGCUUAAGGAUGAAAACACGCGACUGAGAUGUGAUGAAAAUGAUGAAAUAUCUCAUUCCCACCCUGGUGCUGAGAGAAUUCCUGAAAAAUUUGGUUCUACAGAAUGUAAGAGUGUGCAGAACCACAACAUGAUCAACCAGAAUGCUGAUGACGCUAACGUGUCGAGGCACGGCGAUCCCGAGGUCCUGCGUUCUGAAAGCAUGGAUGUGGAAGCUCAGAUGAAAAUGUGGAGCCACAUUGUUCUUUCUGAACCUUCCACUCCCAAACAUUCAGCACUUGGACAUUUCUGGCUUUCUGAAAGUCCCAUUCCUCCUCCGCAGCUGCACUCCACCGUACUCACUGCGCCGCUAAGCCCCAAACCCGUGCCCGCCUCUGAUCACGAGCUGCAGAAAGAGAAGGUCAUCAAGGAUUUCUCUGCUGUGGGAAAAGGACCUCUCCAAGAUCAGCUCAGGAAAUUGGGGGAACUCCUGAUCGCGGCCUCAGGGAAACUCUCCGCCCCGGCGGCCGUGACGCCUGUGGAGCAGCACGACGCCUGUGUGUGGACCACGCCCACACUGCGGCAGGAGUGCAGCACCAACACAUCCGCCAUCGUGGAGGAGAGGAGGGAGAUGGAGGUCUCGGACGCCUGCACUUCCACAGACCCUCUGCUCUGGAGUGUGAGUCGCAGUAAGCUGGAGUGUUUGUCCCGCUCUGAGCUGGAGCAGAAGCUAAUCUCCACCCUCAUCAUGGUGGAGGUUCUGUCUCAGCAGCUCACGUCGGCCCAGAACCAACACCUGAGAGGCAGCGGCGAGGCGAGUCCAUCCAGCCUGAGAGACCGCCUUGUACAGACGGAGCACACUGAGCUCAGCCGGACGGAGCCGUACAGAGAGCUGUAUGUGAGCGCACUAGAGAGAAUCCAAACUCUGGAGGUUGAUCAGGAAACUUUUCACAACUUGCACCAAGCCAUGCAGCUUAUGAGCAACACCAUGAUGAGUGUUAAAUCAGAAGUGGAGGAGGCUCUCUGCAGCAUGAAGGAGCUCGAAGGCGUUGUUACUGAUGAUCAGGAAAUCCAGUCCCAACAGGUGGGGCAGAUGAAGGCACUCUUUGCCCGCUGUACGGACAUGCUGAGGAAGAUGGAGCAGAAGAGCAGGGUGUGUGUGAAGGACAGGGACGAUAUGAAGCAACAGAUGGAAGAAGCUUUGGAGGAGAAAUCCACGGUGUUGCGGGUGCUGGAGCAGUUGCGUAACCAUCACACCACACAAGUGUCUGACCUUCAGCGUAACCUUGGAUCCCAUGAGGAACUGACAGAUGCACUCACACACACUUACCCACAGCUGGUGGAGCUGAAUAGGAUGCACAUGGACUCUGUUACCGAAGCCAACACACUGCUGAGAGAGACACUGGAGGAUCACACACACCUGUUGGCUGAGCUCCAUAAAGCUCAGCAGCUCCUCCAGAGGACGUAUCCGUUACUGCAGAAACUCCAGCACAGAGCGUCGGCCGCAAUACAGCGGAGUACGGAACACCAGGAGGAGCGAGACCGCGCUUUAGAGGACAGAGAACAGACGGAGCAGCAGCUGUACGAGACGCACUCUGGUCUGCAGGAAGCUCGACAGCAGGUUGCGGAUCUCAACACACAGAUAACCAUCAUGAGCUCAGAGAUGGCAGUUCUGCGUGAGCAGCUGACGGAGGUAGAGGACGAACGCUCUCAGUUACAGAGGAAGACCACUGAGCUCUCAGCUACUGUUUCCUCUACACUCGCUUCCUACGCUUUCCUGGAGCAAACCCUCGCCUCCGAGACCAGCAAGUUGCAGCGCUCACUGCACGACACUCAGGAGGCCAACGAGAGAGCAGACGGUAUCCAGGCGGCUCUGUGUGUGUGUGAGGGGAGGCUGGAGGAGUUGGAGCAGAUGUUGGUGCAGAGAGAGAAUCUUAUUUCUGAACUCGGUGCUGAAACGGAGAGCCAGCGACUGCAGCUGCGCAGACUCACGCAGGUCCAAAGUGAACUGUCUAACACCAAGGAGAUGAGUGAGUUCCUACAGGCGGAGAAUGAGCUGACCCGAGAGCAGUUGGCUGAGAGUGAGGGACUGCUGCGUUCACACCUUCAGGGACUGAGGGAGAGAAACCUGGAGUGUGAGGAUCUCCGAGUGGAGCUACAGCAGCUACGUAUGGAGAGAGAGUAUCUGCAGCAGGAGCUGGUCAGUACGCGUGAUAAAGCUCGCCUCAUGCUGUUGGAUCAGGGAGAGCAGCUCGCUCAGGCCACGCUGGACUCCUCCCUACUGCUGCAGCGUGUGUGUGCUCUCAUCAGCGCCACACACCCCACCCACCACAACCACAAGAGCACUGACGGUACGGUCCAGACUGAUCCGUCACCUGUCCCUCAGCCCUGCAGCUCCUUCCUGAACUCUGUCAUUACUGCUCUGACUGAGGAGCAGCCGUGUGAUACAGCACCACCUACUGAACCAGAAAGUUGUGUAGAGGAAGAGGACCUGAUUAGGAAUAUGGGGAAAGGAAGCAGCGCCUUCACUCGCAUCACACCAGCUGCACUCCAAAACACUAACGAUGAUGAGCGCAGUACCACUCUGUUGGAGUUGUUAUCGUCUCUGGGUGAGUGUGUGUCGGAGCUCCACUCGGCCAUCGAGCAGCUGAAACAAGGCAAAGACUCGGAGAUACACACUCUGCACAAGAGCAUUCGUGACCUGCAGGAGGAGAUGGAGACACAGAAUAACCGACACGCCAUGGAGGGGGUGGAGCUUAAACAGCAAGUGGGCCGGCUUAAAGGUCAGGUGGAGAAAGAUGCACAAGUGCUGCAGCAGAAAACACAGGAUGAUAAAGCUCUGAGGAAGUUGUGCAGUGAACUGGAGGAGAAGCUGGAAGCAGCACAGAAACACCGAGCAGAGAACAGUGAGCUGCGUAGGGAGGGAGCCGAUCUGCGCCGGCUGCUACAACAGUCUCAGGUGGAGGUUCAGGUUCUGAGAGCGGAACUAGGAUCCACAGGCCAAUCAGCAGCCAGCAUGAAGGACCUGGAUGACAGGAUCCGCCUCCUGAGGGAGGUAGAGAAGCUGAAGGCCAGUCUGAUGGAGGUUGAAGAAAUGAGAUCCAAACUGCUGGAGCGAGCAAAGAGACACCAAAUGGUGCAUGCGAUGAAUCAGAGUAAACUGGAACGAGAGCUUCACCUGCUGGACGACAUGAUUGAGGCUGUGAGGAAGGCUCUCUCGUCUGUCCCUGAUGUAGUAAACUCGUGUCCUGAGCUGCAGAAGUUGGUGGAGUUUCUCGGCUGAAUGAAUUCUGACUCUGUGUCACUUUUUUUAAUGUUUCUAAUAAAUGUUUAAUUAUUAAUGGAAUUAAAACUAACGUGACUUUGUGUAUAAACGGAUGUUUUCUAAAUAAAAAUGGCUUCUGUGUAA
Neoarius graeffei (lesser salmon catfish) is the source of this 5548-nucleotide messenger RNA. It is a transcript of the gene spag5, whose product is annotated as sperm associated antigen 5. The transcript has 26 exons. Gene Ontology annotation, biological process: cell division; regulation of attachment of spindle microtubules to kinetochore. NCBI's taxonomy places the organism in Eukaryota, Metazoa, Chordata, Actinopteri, Siluriformes, Ariidae. Bases 86 to 5422 code for a protein of 1778 amino acids. The record is from RefSeq and is a predicted model, not a curated record.